AUGCCCGCGCCGAAGCGAACGCGCGCAGCAGACGAGCAACCCGAAGACCAGGACAAUGAGCGCCAGCUGUCGGCCGACACCCCCGAGAGCUCUCGCCGGACUCGCCGUUCACCACUCCGCCGUAAUGCGACUGCACCCUCUGCCCUGUCCCCCGCACGGACAGCAUCCCCCGCCGAACGCCGUAGGACGCGUCCGCCCACGACUUCGCCGACACUGACGCGCUCCGCCUCCCUCUUCGGUUCCAGCCGGGGCGGCAACGGCGCGUCUGCCUCCCCCUCUCCCUCUCCCGUCCCCGCAUCCCUCGGCCUUGGCGUCGCUACAAGAAGUCGCGGUGGGAUGCUCCUCCGCGCCCAUAGUACGAGCGCCGUCCCCUCCCUGUCGCAGAUCAAGGAGGUCGCGUCUGGCGGUUCCGGCCCACCGGCGAUCAAGGGUGGAGACGGCGGCGACGCCGGCCCCUCCGGUGGUCCCCGCUUCGGCAAGGGGAAGGAGAACAUUCCCCCUCCGCGCGACCCGCAGCCCCCGCCCCGCCCCUCUCCCGCCGAGAGCUCGCGCAAACGCGUCCGCGUCAGCCGACAACUCAGCCGUAACCGCUCCAGCAGCAUUUCCAGCCUCCGCAGCGAAAGUGCAGGAGUUUCUGCCGCCGCCGCUGCGGGUCCCAGCCGCUCUGCCGACCUGGCAAGGACUAGCUCAUGCUUACCGAGCCCGUCACCGUCGCCGUCGCUCGCGACGACGGCGUCGUCGCAGGACCGUGAGCGCAUCGUCUCUCCCGACGGCGACAUGGACGUCGAUCUGAAAGACCCCAAGGGCAAGGGCAAGGCCAAGGAGGAGAUUCUCAUCACGCCACCGCCGUCGUCUCCUUCUGCCACUGAACUCGCCUAUGCCAUGGACGAUGUGACGUGCCGCGAUGCGUCUCAGAGCCCGUCGCCCGAGGUCGUUCCCGCCAACCCAUAUCGCGCUCUCAAGGCCAAGCUGCGUCUCUCUGCGCGCUCCUCUGAUGCGAUUGAUGCCAUCGUCGGACGUGAGGACGAGAAGGCCGUGUUCCAGACCUACCUCGGCCUGGUAUCCACCGAGGAUGUGGGGAUGUACGUCUCGGGCCCGCCGGGAACGGGCAAGACUGCUCUGACCACCGCCGUUGGAAGGUCGCUCGCCGCGCAGGGGUGGCGCGUCGCCGAAGUCGGCGUCAUGGGCCUAAAGGCGACUGACGUGUGGUCUCGUCUCGGCUCCGAGCUGGGGUGCGGCAAGACCGAGGCGGCUGUCUCGAAGCACCUCUCUUCUGACGGGCACAAGACGUUCAUCAUUCUCGAUGAGGUGGACUCCCUCCUCCCUCCGCCACCGACACUGGCCCCCCCGGCCGUCUCGCACGUCCUCUCCAAGCUGUUUUCGCUUCCCCUGCUCUCGUCGUCUGACCGAACCAUCAAGCUCGUGGCGAUCUCAAACACGCUCGACCUGACUGUGCGCGCCAACCUCUCGCUCGCCUCGGGCGCCAUGCCCCAGGUCCUCUCCUUCCGCGCCUACACCGCGCAGGACAUGGGCCGCAUCGUGUCUGACCGUUUGCCGUCUGAGGGCGUGCAGGUCGACAGCCGUGCGUUGGAGCUGCUCGCACGCAAGGUCGAGGCACAGAACGGCGACCUGCGCAUGUGUCUGGGAGUGCUCUCCUCGGCCGUGUCUCUUGCGGAGACAGAGUGGACGAAGAAGGGCUCCGAGGUGCUCGUGAAAGUCGCGCUGCCGCACGUCCUCAAGGCGUUCGCGAGCCACACACAGGCCCUCCGCGCCGCAGCGGGCAGCAGCAGUGCGGCGCCCUCAAGUGCGGUGGGGAACAAGAUCAGGAGUGUACCGCUGCAAGGCCGCCUCGUGCUCGUCGCGCUGCUCGUGUUCCUCCUCCGCCAGCGCUCGGGGCAGGCCGGCUGUCCCACCGGCGCCGUGUCCGAGUCCCUGACCGUGUCCUCUUUGUACGCGACGUACUCGCACCUCCUCAGCCACGAGAGCAGUCCCCUCCCGCCAGCCCCCGAGAGCGACUAUCGCGACCUGCUCUCCAACCUCGAGACGCUCGGCAUUGUGGCGCUCUCCAACCCGGCAGUGAAGAGCAAUGGGCGUCCGCCGAAGGCACUCGCCCACGGGCCGAAAGUGGCGCUGUGCGUGAGGGAGGAGGAAGUGAAGGCCGGAUUGGGGCUGGAAGCGCCCAAGGGCAGCGCGGAGGAGGAGUGUGCCCGCGUCUAUGGACGGGAGGAGGAGAAGGUCGGGAGGAUGAGGGCGAGGAGAGUUGCGCAGUUGGAGAGGGCGGAGAAUGGGCUGGUCGAGUGA
This is a messenger RNA of Trichosporon asahii var. asahii CBS 2479, 2301 nucleotides long. Its product is annotated as DNA clamp loader. The record is from RefSeq and is a predicted model, not a curated record. Gene Ontology annotation, cellular component: nucleus. Lineage: Eukaryota; Fungi; Basidiomycota; Tremellomycetes; Trichosporonales; Trichosporonaceae. The coding region runs from base 1 to 2301 and encodes 766 amino acids. Gene Ontology annotation, biological process: mitotic DNA replication checkpoint signaling. Gene Ontology annotation, molecular function: ATP hydrolysis activity; ATP binding; DNA replication origin binding. The transcript has 2 exons.